Molecule: messenger RNA, 2084 nt
Organism: Linum trigynum
Lineage: Eukaryota; Viridiplantae; Streptophyta; Magnoliopsida; Malpighiales; Linaceae
Source: the annotation of a GenBank genome assembly
UUUGAAAAAUAUUUCAUAUUCUAAAUUUUAACUAAUAUUUUAAAAUACAAAAAAAAUUGACUACUAAUUGUUAUUUACCCUCAUGUUUUAACCCAAUAACUUUUAGGUUCUUAAAUUUUGAGGUUUAAGACCUAAACCCACAACGGCCACAUGGGAAUGGACGGGUACGUUGUUCCGGCGGACCCGGCCGUUGAGAUGACACCGCCGCCUCCUGCAGCGGUAGUGAUCGCUGCCGUGAAGAAGAAGACUCAGCCGGCGACUAGUUGGAUUCUCGUCGAUUCCGCCGGCGAAGGCACCAUUCUCGACGCCGACAAACAUGCCAUCAUGCACCGCGUCCAGAUUCACGCUCGCGAUCUCCGGAUUCUCGAUCCUCUGCUGUCUUACCCUUCCGCAAUUCUCGGCCGUGAGAGGGCCAUCGUUCUCAACUUGGAGCACAUCAAGGCGAUCAUCACUGCUGAGGUGGUCUUGCUGAGAGAUCCAUCGGAUGAAAAUGUUGUUCCUGUUGUCGAGGAGCUUCAGAGGCGAUUGCCGCAUGCAAGAGAAAGUCAAGUGAGUGGAGAAAACCAUGGCACCCAGCAAACUGAUGUUGAUGGGGGUGAAGAAGAUGAAUCUCCUUUUGAAUUCCGUGCUCUGGAGGUCGCUCUGGAAGCCAUUUGUAGCUUUCUAGCUGCAAGGACAACAGAAUUAGAGACUGCUGCUUACCCUGCAUUGGAUGAACUAACUUCAAAGAUUAGCAGUCGCAAUUUGGAUAGAGUUCGUAAAUUGAAGAGUGCAAUGACAAGGUUGACUGCCCGGGUCCAGAAAGUCCGAGAUGAGCUUGAACAAUUACUGGAUGAUGAUGAUGAUAUGGCUGACCUUUACUUGUCGAGGAAGUUAGCUAGCUCUUCACCAACUAGUGGCUCUGGUGUCAAUUGUUUUGCUGCUUCCCCCACCAUAGGUUCAAAAAUCUCUAGGGCUAGCAGGGCAAGCAUGGUGACAGUUCAUAGUGACGAGAAUGAUGUGGAGGAGCUUGAAAUGUUGUUGGAGGCUUACUUUAUGCAAAUUGAUAGCACAUUGAACAAAUUAACCACGUUGCGAGAAUACAUAGAUGACACUGAGGAUUACAUCAACAUUCGGCUUGACAACCAUCGAAACGAGCUUAUUCAGCUGGAGUUGUUUCUCAGCGCCGCAACUGUAUGUUCGUCAAUAUAUUCUUUGGUGGCCGGAAUAUUUGGCAUGAACAUCCCUUUCACAUGGAAUGUGGGCUAUGGAUAUAUAUUCAUUUGGGUGGUAGUAUUAACAGGUAUAUUGUGUCUAAUUGUGUUCCUGGGAAUCAUGUCCUACGCACGGUACAAGGGCCUGAUUGGAUCUUGAAGUUGCCUGCGCUGCAUAUUGGCCCUUGGUGAUGAUAUAUCCUCUGUUUAAGAUCAUGGUUGGGAAGGCUAUCUGAGCUUUCGUCCGGCAUGAAGAUGCCAACUCUGAUUCUCUCACCGCCAACUGCUGUACCGCUGGAUUUUUUUAUCGGAGCUGGGAUGUCGUUAACAAGUUGGGUCUAAUGAUCAUGCCAAUCCGAGUUGUAAGGGCUUGCUAGCGCCUUCUGGACUUUUUUGCAGGUGUUAAUCAUGGAGAAAGACGGCAGUCAACGAUUCGGAGCUUCGUCGCAUCCACGGAUGCUCCGAAUCACGUGUUGAACUUGGCUUCAAUAACUCUCAAACAAAGCAAAACAAAUGUAAAACAGCAGCAGCAGCAGCGGGUGUCAGCACAUUCAGACGACGGCAGCACCAAUAUGGGCGUGAAUUAUUCCAUAGAUAUGUGACAUUAAAUAUGGAGCAGCUAGUAUAAAGACGUUGGGCUAGUAUGACAUUAAACAUUAUACAGUAUGCAGUAUUAUAGACCAUUAUGGCAUUUAGAUCUCGGGAUGACCUGAUAUUAUACAUUAUGAAGAUUUAUUUAUGAGUUAGCAUUGACUACUAUAACCAGUGACUGUGCACAGUCACAGUGGCGGAACCAGAAAAUUGGUCAAGGGGGUGUCUUUAUCAUAUCAUAAAAAAUCACAUAUACGAUAGAAAAGUCAACUUUAAAUUAAACAAAAAGUCAACAACGCA